Camponotus floridanus (Florida carpenter ant) is the source of this 2250-nucleotide messenger RNA. It is a transcript of the gene MetRS-m, whose product is annotated as methionine--tRNA ligase, mitochondrial. NCBI's taxonomy places the organism in Eukaryota, Metazoa, Arthropoda, Insecta, Hymenoptera, Formicidae. The transcript has 7 exons. Gene Ontology annotation, biological process: methionyl-tRNA aminoacylation. Gene Ontology annotation, molecular function: methionine-tRNA ligase activity; ATP binding. The record is from RefSeq and is a predicted model, not a curated record. The coding region runs from base 165 to 2132 and encodes 655 amino acids.
UCGAUUCUCCCUUGAAGUCGCUCACUUGAGGUGAGCAGCGAUUUAAAGCGCCAGCAGCGACAUCUCGGGGAGCUUGUCAAGUUUCAAGAUGGCGGCGGAGCGUCCGUGCGUUUCUCUCGAUUGAGCUUCAAGAUUUUUCCUGCGAUAUUAUACGAUUGAUAUCAAUGGCAAGUGUCUUACUAAGAAACGUGGCGCGUGUAAGAUUAGGCGGACGCUUGAAGGACACCCGGAUAGCGAGAACGAGCGACGAGAGCUACAUCAGGUAUAUCAUGACGAGCCGGGCGAGACUCGAAAAGGUCCUGGAGGAGCUGCAGAAGAAUCCCUAUUACGAUAAAUAUGCCGGGAAAAUCGCCAAGCUGCAGCAGACCAGUCCUGACGAAUUUCUGCAACGCGUCGAGCGACAGGAAAAAGCUCGUGAUAAGAAAGUCAUACGUAUAACGAAAAAUUAUGAGCUUUCAAAAUUGGCAAUAUUUUCAUUCCUGUUCAAAAACGUACGAUCAUCAUGGAGUCAAACAAUAAAGAGGCAAUAUGUAACAGAUACAUCUCAAAAUAAAUAUAUUACCACACCCAUUUUUUAUGUGAAUGCUGGUCCUCAUAUUGGCCACUUGUACAGUGCUGUUCUGGCUGAUGCAGUUGCUCGAUACAAUACCAUGUUGGGACACAAAACAUUUUUCACUACAGGCACUGAUGAGCAUGGCAAUAAAAUUAAAGUUGCGGCGGUCGCGGCGGGUCUGCCGAACCUCGAAUAUUGUACAAAUAUCUCGCAGCAAUUCAAGGAAAUGUGUGAUAGGUUUGAAGUGGAUUAUUCGCGUUUUAUUAGAACCACAGAAAAGCAACAUUACGAUGCAGUGCAUCAUUUUUGGAAACGACUGGAGGAAAGAGGACAUAUCUAUCUGGGAAAGUAUUCGGGAUGGUAUUGUGUAUCGGACGAAGCGUUUCUAUCUGAUACGGAGUUGGUGGAGCAGAGAGAUCCUACUGGUAAAAUAAUCAAAGUCUCCGCGCAAUCAGGAAAUACGGUGGAAUGGACGGAAGAAGAGAAUUACAAGUUUCGACUUAGCGCAUUUCAAGAUGAUCUCAAGCAUUGGCUCAAAGAUGAAAACACAAUUAAACCAGCAUUGUACCAUAAAAUGUUGUCCGAGUGGAUAGAAGAAGGUUCAUGUUUGCAAGAUUUAAGCAUCACCAGAAUCAGGAGUAAAGUGCCAUGGGCCAUGCCUUCUCCAUGCGAUGAGUCUCACUCAAUAUACGUGUGGAUGGACGCUUUGAUAAAUUAUUUAACAGCGUUAGGAUAUCCAGAUGAAUCAUUCAAAGAAUUUUGGCCACCUACUAUUCAAGUAAUAGGAAAAGACAUUUUGAAGUUCCAUGGUGUUUAUUGGCCAGCAUUCUUGAUAGCAGCGGGUCUCGAGCCUCCAAAAACGUUGCUGUGUCAUGCUCAUUGGACCGUCGAUCAUCAAAAAAUGUCGAAAUCAAAAGGAAACGUAAUCUCCCCGUUUGAGGCUGCAAAUGAUUAUUCAGAAGAUGGAUUACGAUAUUUUAUUCUCAGAGAAGCAGUGCCGCAGAAUGACGCAAAUUACAGUUCAAAAAAGAUUGUCAAUGUAUUGAAUUCCGAAUUGGCGGAUACAUUGGGCAAUUUGGUCAAUCGUUGUGCGGGUAAAACGAUUAAUCCGUCCAAAGAAUUUCCCGAUCCGGCAAAAUACUGGAAUGUGCUGCAAUCUCAGGUGGCCGACGAAACUAGAAAAGCGUUAGAAUCCGUAGGCAGGAAAGCGCGCGAGAGUUACGAAGAAUACAAUUUGCAUCAUGUCGUAGAUGCGGUUAUGAAUAUGCUUCAUUGUGCGAAUAGGAUGAUAGAUUAUCACGAGCCUUGGCAGUUGAGAAAGCAGAUUGACGAUGCGAAUUCAAUUAGGGAACUUAAAGCCGUGAUAUCGCUCGCUCUGGAAAGUAGCAGAAUAGCUGCUUUAAUAUUAUAUCCAAUCACACCAAGAUUAAGCAGCAAUUUGCUCGAUUUUCUGAACAUUCCGAGAGAAAAUCGCACAUGGACGGAUACCGUGCCUGAAUUUUUCAAUAACAGUAGCAUGAAAGAAAGAUAUAUUGAACGUAACAAUGUAAUAUUAUUUAAGAAAAUAAGGAGUCAAUAAAUAUUAUUUGUUCAGAAUCUCGAUCGCUGAGGAAAUGUGUCUCUGCCGUUUCCUAUAUUCUUUACAAAAAUCUCAGAGUGAUCCAAUAAAAUUAAGUAGCGAAAGUAGUUAAAUAUUU